AUGUCAAUUCCAAAAACUUUAAAUAUUCUAGUUUUUGUUAUCAUCGUUUUAGAAUGUGUUAAUUGCAUGGACGAAAUUGAAGAGGUGCCUGAAGAAGUACCUUUACCCGACAAGCCUUCUUCGAAAAAAUCUCCUAAAGUAGGAGGUUCAAGUAAAGCCAGUCAACAUCAUUCAGGCCUUAGAGUUGAAGUGCCUGAAGAAGUACAAGUACCACUCUUGCAGAACAAACCUUCGAAAAAAUUUCUGAGAAAAACUCAGUCAAGUGUAGCAGAAGGCAAAGAACAAAUGUCAAGCCCUAAAAGUGAUCCUCAUCUUUUACGAACACAAUCGGAACCAAAACCUCACGACUACAUGUCUUUAAACUCUCCCCACUCUCCAUUAAACAAAUCUCCUUUAAAGCGACAUGCUAGCGAAAGUUCAACAAAAAUUGGAUAUUUAGCUGCUCAAUGUGGGAAUUGCUUGAAUGAUGUUGUAAAUUGCUACGAAACAUGUGUUGGGAAAGGAAAGCCGGAAGGUUAUACAAGUGAGGGAGAAGUAGAGAAGAAACUUGAAGAAAAAAAGAAUGUUUAUUAUAUCCCCUAAAAAUUUUUUUGAAGAAAUUUUGAGGAGGGAGGGAUAGUUGAAACGAGAAUGAGAGAGAGAUGAGAGAAAACACACAACCUUUAUCUGUCUUUAUUUAAAUUUUUU
Messenger RNA from Meloidogyne enterolobii, 687 nucleotides. Lineage: Eukaryota; Metazoa; Nematoda; Chromadorea; Rhabditida; Meloidogynidae. The record is from the annotation of a GenBank genome assembly.